AUGCGCAAUGCCGAACCCAAAUUUAACGGGGAUGCAAAUCCCGCCAACAUUCCGUAUUGGAGGAUUACCGAAGGGGGAAAAAAAUCACAAAAAACCAAACGAACAAAAAAAAGAGAAAGAGAGAGAAAGAGUAGAACAAAACAAAAGACUACACGCCCGUAUAUAUCUAUAUAUCUAUAUAUACAUCCGUGCAUUUAUAUAUAUCUAUAUACUUUUAUAUUUUUAAAAAAAAACACAUUACACAAUUAA
Messenger RNA from Trypanosoma brucei brucei TREU927, 249 nucleotides. RefSeq lists its product as hypothetical. Bases 1 to 249 code for a protein of 82 amino acids. The record is from RefSeq and is a predicted model, not a curated record. The transcript has a single exon. NCBI's taxonomy places the organism in Eukaryota, Euglenozoa, Kinetoplastea, Trypanosomatida, Trypanosomatidae.